Molecule: messenger RNA, 8244 nt
Organism: Xiphias gladius (swordfish)
Lineage: Eukaryota; Metazoa; Chordata; Actinopteri; Istiophoriformes; Xiphiidae
Gene: znf292b
Product: zinc finger protein 292b
Exons: 8
Coding region: 76-7785 (2569 amino acids)
Biological process (GO): regulation of transcription by RNA polymerase II
Cellular component (GO): nucleus
Molecular function (GO): DNA-binding transcription factor activity, RNA polymerase II-specific; DNA binding
Source: RefSeq, a predicted model, not a curated record
CGGCAGCGUUGACGCCGCUGCGUACGCCGUUACGUAGAGACGCUGUAGUGGUACGCGCUGGAGCUGGGUGUGAAGAUGGCGGACGAGGAGGCCGAGCAGGACCGUAGUCCUGAGAACAGUAUCAGUGAAACGAUUUGGGAACUCAGACAACGGUUGCAAGAACUGCAAGAAGUAGUGGUUAGAGAAAGCGGCGACUCUCCGAUUCAAGCCUCUUCUGAGUAUUGCCAGGAGUUCUGUAGGACACUGCUGGAGUAUGCAGGCCGUUGGAAGACAGAGGAAGAGCCUCUGCCACUAGUGGAAGUGUACAUAGUCGCCCUGCUGAGUUACGCCCAGGCCUCUCCAUACCUCUCCCUACAGUGUGAAAAUGUUCCUCUUGUGGUUGAGAGGCUGUCACUGAGUUUUGUGGAGCUUUUGCUCUCAUUGAAGGAGGAUGUUCCAAAAGACUUGUGGAAAGAAUUCAAAUCGUCUGUGCAGUUUACUCACAGUAAGCUGCAGGAGAAUGGAAUCACUCAGCUGUCCCUGCUGUCUGCUUUGGGCCAGUAUGAUGGUGUGUGGACCAGCAGGGUCCUGCAAGGUCUUCUGUCCCACGAAAAUGUACAGGCGGAACAAGUUGAGGAGUUCCUGGUGCAGGAGGGGCUGGUCCUGUUGGAGAUGAGAGUGAAGCAGCUGAUGAAGGAGAAGCAGCUGGGGAAGGCUGCACUGCUGGCAAAGACAUGCUCGGAGUGUCCUGUUUUCCAAGGGAAGGGACCUUUCAAACAGAUGUACCUUGUCUGCCUCUGUGCUACCUCAGAGCAGGAUCAGCUCAUGGACGAGCUUUCAAAGGAGGACUGCCGUGAUGCAUUAGAGAUGAUCUGCAACCUGGAGUCAGAAGGAGACGAGACGGCAGCUUUCAGCUUAUGCUCAGCCUUCCUGAGCCGGCAGCUUCUCCAAGGAGAUACAUACUGUGCUUGGGAGCUCACUCUGUUUUGGAGCAAGCUACUGAAGCGAUUGGAGCCAUCGGAGCAGGCCUUCCUCGACAGAUGCCGCCAGAUGUCCUUACUUUCCAAAACCGUGUACCACAUCCUUUUCCUCAUCAAGGUCAUCCAAUCAGAGAUUGACAGCGCUGGACUACCAGCGUGUAUUGAAAUGUGCAUAAGGGCUUUGCGAAUGGAAUCAGAAGAUGCAAACACCAAGGCCACUGUGUGCAAAACUAUUUCCUGUUUGCUUCCUACUGACCUAGAAGUCAAGCGAGCCUGUCAGCUGACUGAGUUCCUCCUGGAGCCCACAGUGGAUUCAUACUACGCUGUUGAGACCCUCUACAAUGAACCGGAUCAAAAACUAGAGGAGGAGAACAUGCCCGUUCCCAACUCACUACGCUGCGAGCUUCUGCUGGUUUUUAAAACCCAGUGGCCUUUUGACCCAGAGUUCUGGGACUGGAAAACACUUAAGCGUCAUUGUCUAGCACUAAUGGGUGAAGAAGCUUCAAUAGUGUCAUCCAUUGACUUGCUGAAUGAUACUGAGAGCCCCGAAGAAGAGGAAGACUUUGUCAGUCAGGAGGGGUUUAAGAAUAUCCCAGACCAUUUAAUCAGUGGCACUUAUGAACUAAAAGACAUCACAGACAAGAGACAGAAAAACAGAGAAAUGAAGAAACUGAGAGAAAAAGGUUUCAUAUCUGCCAGGUUCAGAAACUGGCAGGCAUAUAUGCAGUACUGUGUGCUGUGCGACAAAGAGUUUCUCGGCCACAGGAUUGUACGCCAUGCACAGACUCAUCUGAGCAGUGGAGUAUACAGCUGCCCUAUAUGUGCUCAAACCUUUAGCUCAAAAGAUACAUUGAUUCCGCAUGUAACAUCACAUGUUAAACAGUCAUGCAAGGAACGGCUAACUGCAAUGAAAACAAACAAGAAACUGGCUAAUCCCAAAACGGCUGCCCCUGUUAUUGCAGCAUUAAAGGCCAAGACAGAAAAUGGACUAAAUGAAAAUGGUGAUUCCCUAGGGGAAAAUGGGGGGUUGAUUCAUAAUGUUCAGGUCAGAGUGGAAAGGCGUAACCCAGAGAGUAGUGACGACAAUGUAUGCCCUGUUGGAAAAUGCAGAAGGAGCUUCAAAUUUUUCAAAAAUCUCAUUGCACAUGUUAAAGCUCAUGGGGACAACGAGGAAGCAAAGAUUUUCCUUGAAAUGCAGAGCAAAAAGGUUGUUUGCCAGUACUGUCGUCGCCACUUUGUUAAUGUCACCCAUCUUAACGAUCAUUUACAGGUCCACUGUGGUGUGAAGCCUUACAUCUGUAUACAGCUGAACUGCAAGGCAAGUUUCUUGUCCAACACUGAGCUCCUUAUACACAGGAAAACGCAUUCUGUUUUUAAGGCUAGAUGCAUGUUUCCCAAUUGUGGAAAGGUUUUCAAUGAGGCCUUCAAACUGUAUGACCAUGAGGCACAACAUUAUAAAACUUUCACUUGUAAAGUUGUGGACUGUGGAAAGGUAUUCCAUUCACAACAGCAGCUGGAUUUGCACCAGGCGGAGCAUGCCUCCCAAGAUGAAAGCCCAUCUUCUGAACAGACCUCGCAAAAUAUGCAGCCUGGCCCUUCACUCGUUGAACAAAUGCUUUCAAAUCACACUCCCCUUAAACAAGACAAUUCCCAAGAGAACUGGAACAUCGAAAGUGCUGUUAAUCCACAUCACGGAAGGCUGCCAGUGUCGAUCGAGAGUUUGCUGAAAUCUUCACAAGCACCUGUCGAAACCGUAGGACAGUAUGGAGUCAAACAUGAACCACAAAAUACGCCUUUCUCAACCAGUCAGACACAGACUUUGAAUAAUUCUGUGAUUCAGCCUGUGAACUCCGGCUUGUCUGAUCCUAAUAUUACAUGUGAUGGUUCAAGCGGUAAUUCUUUUGAUUAUAUGAGACCACUUCAACAGAAUCAACCAGUACAUCCAUUUGAACCAAAUUUAGGUAACAUGUCACUUAGCCGUAAUUCACAUGUCUUACAAGGCCAGCCACAAAUGUUCCCCAGUAAUGUGAAUAGUGGAUCAAUGAGUUACAACUCUGAUUGCAAUAUACCGUUGCCGGGACAGCAACGGCCAAUGUGUACCGGUGACCUGUUAACAGCAUCGUUGCCCCAAAACUCCAUAGAGCCAGCAAUGUCACAACCACUUCCUCCAACAGUAACCCCUCAGCCAUUUGCUGGGAACAGACCAGAGAACUCUGUGAUGUCCUCACCUACCACAGGUCCCCCUCCAGGACAGAGAGAGCGAUUUCACUGUGCUUUUGAAAUGUGUACCAGGCACUACAGCUCCUACAGAAGUGUUACCAAGCACAUGAAAACAGUUCACCCAGAUUUUUAUGAGCAAUGGAAAGUUACUCGAACUAAAAUCAAGAUAACCUACACUUCAGCACCGAGCACAUCAUCCAUCGGACAUCUCAGUUCAGUCGCCUCUCUUCAGAAUCAGCAUGGCAACCAAGUACCGGUGCAUGGAGUUCAGAGGCAGAAUGUUAUCCAAUCACCUCCUUAUACUACCAUGGGUACAAGCUCAAACUACACUAUUCUGCAUUCCCAUUCUUCGUCUGCCCACAACCAGAAUGCCUCACUCCUAAUGGAAAAUGUUUUAAAUCCCAUUGUUCUCUCUCAGUUAGGAAGUGAUACAAAUCCAAUAACUACGCAGUCCCACAUUUCAGGAAGUCAAAAUUGGCACUCAGCCCCUGGAAGUGAAUCAGUUCAAAACUGUGGCUCUCCCCAAGUCUAUCCAUCUAACUUGCAAGUGAUGCCUCAAGUUGAUUCUAGCAGUGCUGCUCUGCCACUUAGUGUCCCAUCUUGCUCUAUGAUAGGAUCAACAAUGAACAGACCAGCAGAGUCCUUGCAGUCACCACUUAUGGAAAAUGGGUCCCAGUCAGUUUUCCCCUCAUGCGUGGACGGUGCGAAGGAUGUAUCACAGCAAGCAGAAGAUCUUCGUUCGCCAUAUACGUCACAGAUGCAAAGCAGUUUAGUCUCAGGUUCCAAGGCAGCAGAAAAAACAAAGUCAAUGCAAAAUCAUGUGCAGUCCAAUUUUCCCUGUCCAGACAGUGCAGGCCAAAAAAGCAGUAACAACCAACCUCAAAAUGGUCCAGUUGUCUCUGAAAACAAUCCUGAAAAUCAAAAGCGAGCCAGAAGAAACAAAAGGACCAAAUGGCCAGCUAUUCUUAGAGAUGGCAAAUUUGUUUGUUGCAGGUGUUUUAGACAAUUUAAUAGUCCCAAAUCCCUCGGAGGCCACUUGUCCAAGCGUGCAAUCUGCAAACCAUACGAUGAGUCAGAACUGAACACGGACCUGCCGACAUCAUUUCUUGACCUCCUCAAUUCAGAGCAAACAGUUAGCACCGCUCAGCCACAGUUGUCUUAUAAACCUGCCGCUGUGUAUCAGGAAAAGCCUCAUCAGUCAGUAACAAGUGCGUCAGCAGGUACAAAAGAUUACCCCACUACCAAUUAUCCACAAAAUAAAUUGCCAGCAUAUGGGAAUGGUGAGUCAAAUGAUGACAUCCUCAAACAAAUCAUGGCCGAAUCCAAUAUGUCAGAUCUUUUUGUGCACACACCUGCCACCCAGCCAUUGUUUCAGAGCUCUUGCGUUCCAUAUGGAGCCAGUGAGCGUUUGCCGGGGAGCUCAGUCAUACAGCAUACAGAAAAUGUGCAGCUGAAGAGAGGGGAGGGUAGAGAGGACAACUCAUACAGUACGGGCCAUUAUCCUCAGCCAAGCAUUGAUACAUUUGCGGGAAGUGAAUUCCCUGACCCACUUCUUUCUCAGAUCCUCGCAGAAAACCCUUCCACUGCUGCUCCCGGCAGUGUGCCAACAAACCAUGUGAGUCCUGGGGAAAUUCGCAGUGAAGGGUAUCGCCCUGAAGCAACCAUUCAGACACCAGAUGCAGAUUCAAAUCCACUGAUGCCAACAAUAUUACCUGAUAGUCAGUUUAGUCCAGCAACAACAAGUGGCAAGCAGGGUGAGACGCAAAGGAGGACUACUGAGCAGGAUAUUAAAAAGAGACUGCGGGAGCAGAUUUUGGCUGGCGACUUUCAGCGUAGAAACAGCUUAUGUCUUUCAGGCAGUACUGACCCCAUUGCCAAUUCAAGGAUUCCCAUGUCUUUUGAACCAAUGCGCAGUCCUUCCAAUAAUUUUGGACUUCAUCAAAUGUUUUGUGAUGCAAAGAGUGACUCAGCUAGUCAAGGGCAAGUUAUUCAAGAAAACUCUGUAAUCAUCCCAGGGACCUCUGGCGAAAUUGAACAUCUACUGAACACGCACAGCUUUACUUGUUUCAGAGAGACCUCCAUCCCGCAGCAGGAGGUACUGAGCCCCACGGGUAUUGCAGCAAAUGAUGCAGAUCUUGAACCCACUCAGUUAUCUGCCAGCCAGCAGCAGUGGAUGACAGAAAUUCAAAACGCAUUUGAAAGGCUCGACUUGGUCAGAGAAAUAUCUGAUCAGAUGUCAGCUUCCAUGAAACAAAAUACCAUUGCCAUGAACAGCCAGACAGGCCCUGCAAAGGUCCGUUCACGUAGCUCGACGUCGUCAACCUCUGUCAAGCCGUUUGCUUGUGAGAAUGAGAACUGCACAUUUAGUUCCAUGUCAAGUGAAGCGCUUUGGAAACACCUGUCCAAAACCCACAACUACACACUUGAGAUGGUGAAUGUCGUUAAAAAAAGAUAUGGUCUAUAUGCUCCCUUCAAGUGUCAAAAGUGUAGUAAAACAUUCACGCGUAACUCAAACCUUCGCACUCACUACCAGUCAGCUCACAAAUUAUCAGCUAAAGAAAUCGCCGAUCUAGAUUUGAAGCGCAGGCUGGCCAAAGAUGCUGCUAUUCAAAAGUGGCCUGGUAGUACAAACCAGGCUCCAGCGGCUCAAACCACAGUGGCUACUCAUUCAUCAUUGGAGAAUAAAGCACAUCUGUGUUCACCCCAAGAUGCAGUAAAACUUGAUUACCCAUCACAGGCAUUUGUACCACAUACUAAAAUGGACAUAACUAAUCAGAAAUUUCAAGAUGACAAUCGUUCCACAGUCAUUCAGCCGUUGCAAACAGUUCCCAUGCACAACCAAUUAAUGACUCCACCAGUACAGGCCCAGACCUCCGCAGGGUCUCCGUCUCUUGACAAACAAUGUGCUAUCAAUGGGCCAUCAAUAGUUAAGCCCAGCAUAGACAUUACCAAAAAGACGAAAGAGAAGAAGUCCAACUCUGGUGAUGCCAUGAGUCCGUACAGACCAUAUCGCUGCGUUCAUCAAGGCUGUGUGGCAGCCUUUACCAUCCAGCAUAAUCUGAUCCUCCAUUACAGGGCUGUUCACCAGUCCGCUUUGUCAGCAUUGGAGGUGAACAAGGAGCAGGACCAGACUGAGGGACUGGACGAAAUAAUGGAACAUGAUGAGGAGGAGCCAGAGGCAGAGAUCCCCCAAAUUUCUGAAUUCAGAUGCCAAGUCAAAGACUGCUCCCGGGUUUUCCAAGAGGUUCCCAACCUUUUGCAGCACUAUCUUCAGCUGCAUGAAUUCAGUCUUGACAAUGUUGGAAAUCUCUUGUCUGGCAUCAAGGCCGGCAAGUUUGCCUGUGGCCACCACGGAUGCACAGCAUCCUUCACUACUCUCUGGAAGUAUAUAGGGCAUGUCAAAGAACAGCAUAAAGAUAUAAAGCUGGCCAAACCCGAACAAUUAAAUGGCUCCUUCAGGUGUGAAAUUGAGGGCUGUGACCGUUCAUAUGCAACAAAGUCAAACCUGCUCAGACAUGUCAUGAAAAAGCAUCAGGACCUUUACCAGCCUAAACUAAAAAAUCAACAGAUAAAAGAAGAUGGGAUGAAACCGAACUCAAAGACUUUGCAUUAUCAAAUUACCAAGACAAGCAAUGGGAAGGAAAACAUUGAAAGCAAUAAAAAAAUCAUACAGAGGGGAAGUGACACAAAGAGAGUUAGCAAGUCAAAAAACAAUCACUGGACAAAAUACGGAAAGCCCUCCUUGAAAUCUAAAGUGGAGGCAUCUGCAAUGUGCACUAAGAAAUCUCCUCUACAAUACCCCUGUAUGAUCAAAGGUUGUGAGUCGGUCAUGAAAUCAGAGCGGAGCAUAUUAAAACAUUACAUGGGGCACGGGCUGUCAGAAAAGUACCUGGAACAGCAAAGGAGUCACUUCAUAUUCUGCAAAAAGUUCCCCAGGCAGAAGUGCCGCUCCAUCAGGAGCGAUGAUUCCAAAUCAGACAACACCUCUGACCUGUCUGACAGUGAGCUGACAGUAGACACUGGCCUGGAAGGAGGAGAGUAUGGAUAUUCAAAGCCUGUCCUACGCAAAAGGACCACAGCAGAGAUCCCUGCUGCGUUGUUUGACAGCAAAUUAUCAAACGAUGAAAGUUCUGACGGCUCUGUGGUGCUCAAACGCAAACGAGGGCGGCCACGAAAACUGAUCGACAAAAUAGUGAAACGCAAGAAAAUUCCACGCACAACCAAGGUUGACGUAGUUUACAGCAAGGACGAUGAAUCGGACUCCUCUUGCCCCGCAAUACUGCCGGAGGAGAUGACUGAGCAGAGUGCCCCGCUGGCCUCCUUUAAACCCAUGGGAUUUGAAAUGUCUUUCUUAAAAUUCCUGGAACAGUCAAAUAAAGCUGAACAUGCCUUCACAAGGAAGGUUGAUGUGCCAGAAGCAUGGAGACAGACAUCCACCAAUCUGACCGCCAAAGACACCUGUGUCAGGUUCAGCAACCGUCAGAAUUUGAAAUCCCUUAGUAAGGUUAAAAUAAUUAUAGAUGCGGCCUUUUCGGGUGUCACUGACCUUAUGUUGAAACAGCUGCAGGCUAUGCAGCCCACAGUGGUAUUGGAAAAAAACGACUAGCUUGUCCUUUGGUUGUUGUGGUUGUUGUUGUUUUGUUUCGUUUUCGUUUUGUUUGUUUGUUUUUUUUAAAGCAGAAUCUCAGGACUUGAAUGAGUAAAAUCUGCUGCAGACUGGUGCCCUACAUAUGAAAUGUUUUUUACAAAUCCAGUAAAACAAUGGUUAUUUGGAAUUACACUGUAAUAUGAUCUGUACAAUUUGUCCUUUUUUUUAUAGAAAUGUGUAUAGCAUGGUUUUAUUUAUGGACUGUUAAGUCAAAAAGUUAACUAAAAAUUUUGGUGAUAAUUAAAAUCUGACAUCAGCUUUGGGUUUCUUAAUUAUCCCUGUGGGACUUACAGACAAAUGGACUUUGAAAUGGAUUAUGUUGUGUGUAGUUUGUGAUUUGAAGAUGUUUAUUAUUGUGCGUUGUGUAUAUAAUUUGAAAUCACCCACUGCCACCAGCAGUCUUACUAUUAAACUGUU